UCAAAUCCUGCCCGCUCCCAUCCCCUGUCGUCCUGCGGGAGGUUUGGACUAGGAAGUAAUUAUCUUCAACUCUGAAGGAACAUCCGAAACAUGUAAAACAUUUUACAAACAUUUUCCCAAAGAAUGGCAGGGGAUGAUGGUGGACAUGGUUUAAACCCAAGACCAUUGACUUGAUCAAAUCAAAGUCUAGAGCUCAAACCACAGAUUCUGGACCACACCAAAUUUGUUUGAUGGCGGUCACAGCUACAAGUUUGCUGCCAUUUAAAUGUCUAUCAACGAUAGGCUCCACCGCUUGUAGGUUGUUACAUGCAAAUACAAGGACAACAUAUUCAAGGUUCUCCUUUUUAAAUCAACUAAAACGAUUGGCACGGAUACAGUUUGCAGCCCAUCACAACUCUGCAGAAAAGUUAACAUUUGAGAAGCAGCCAGCGUCUUGGCUGUUUGUGAACAAUACUUUCGGCGGGCUGUAUGGGUCUCAUGUCAAUUUAGAGCUUGACCUUGAGAACAGGUUGUCUGCUGAUAAUAUAAAACAGUUAGAGCUAAUUUUGCGCAGAAGAGGACUUCCUGCUGAUUUGAGCUCCUUGGUUGAUGAUUUUACAAAACUAAGGGCUUUAGAAAGACAAAGAAAUGGUUUGGUUUCUGAAAGAAAUGAAAUUGCAGAGAAACUCAAACAAAUGAAAGCAGAACACCAGGAUCAUGAACCAGGAUACCAGGCUGCUGCUCAUGAACUUUUGACAAAAUUGACAAGUAUUAAAGAACGUAUUAAGGAUUUGCAAAUGAUAUGGGACCUUGAGGAACAGGUCAUGGUAAGAAGCUUGAAGUUACCCAACGACAUUCACCCCACAACAACAGAUGAGGAGUCAACAGUCCUAAGAGAGGUGAAUAAUUUAAAAGGUUCUGCGAAGACAAUGAGCCAUAUAGAGAUUGGAAAAAAAUACAAUCUUAUAAAGUUCAGCAAUGUGGGCCCCAAGGCUUACUAUUUGAAAGGAGCUCUGGCUAAAACUGAGUUGGCACUGAUGACAUCGUUAGUCCGCUACUUUCAGAAGCACAAGUUUUACUUCAUCUCUGGCCCAGAGUUCUUCAGGACUAACAUCAUGGAAGGCUGUGGUCUUGAAGUGCAUAACCCCACAGAGGUGCUGACCAUACUUGAUAACGUUGUGACACAAAUCGAGCCAAUGAUUCAUCUAGCUGGCAUCUCUACGGCUACAUUUGUUGCUUAUGUGGCAAAGUGUUGCAUAGGAGAUAACUACUUACCCUUGAACAUGUUCUCAUGUGGACGGCGUUACCAGAAUAGCCAUCUACCUGGACUCUAUGGAGCUAACCAGACAACUCAGGUUGGGAUUUUCUCAUGCCUCUUACAAGAAGAUUUAGACAAGCAGUUUGGCACAAAUAUUGAAUUGAUUUGGAAUUUUUUAGCCCCAUUAGGUUUUCCUAUUAGGCUUACUCAAGUGAAAGCUGCAGACUUACAACUUGCAGAGAGGAGAAGGGUCGAGAUACAGAUCUAUGCUCCAAGUCUUCAGAAGUACAUCCCAAUUGGGAAUGUAUCAGACCUGAGUGACUUUGUCAGCCGAAGACUGAUGGUCAGGCAUAACCAGAAUCAUCCAGACUACAGGUUUGCUCCCAUGCUCCACAUGAUCUCUGGUACUGGUGUCAAUGUUACUGCACUGCUUGCUGUCUGGAUGGAGCACAGUAACACUGAUUUAGACAAGUUCUGCUUUCUUCCGUUGCCUGUGUAGCCAUCAACUUGUUAUAUAUGCUGGGUUUUUUUUUGUUAAUGUAAUUUAUUUGUAUAAUAAAAAUAAUAAUUUUUAUUAAUAUAAAAA
Molecule: messenger RNA, 1823 nt
Organism: Biomphalaria glabrata
Lineage: Eukaryota; Metazoa; Mollusca; Gastropoda; Planorbidae
Product: serine--tRNA synthetase-like protein Slimp
Exons: 17
Coding region: 231-1736 (501 amino acids)
Biological process (GO): seryl-tRNA aminoacylation
Cellular component (GO): mitochondrion
Molecular function (GO): ATP binding; tRNA binding; serine-tRNA ligase activity
Source: RefSeq, a predicted model, not a curated record